Molecule: messenger RNA, 8586 nt
Organism: Oryzias latipes (Japanese medaka)
Lineage: Eukaryota; Metazoa; Chordata; Actinopteri; Beloniformes; Adrianichthyidae
Gene: dido1
Product: death inducer-obliterator 1
Biological process (GO): apoptotic signaling pathway; DNA-templated transcription
Cellular component (GO): nucleus
Source: RefSeq, a predicted model, not a curated record
UUAAUCGAUUUUGAUUAGAUGUGUCACACUACACGGCUGUAGACUGAACACAAAGGUCCCAUGUCGGGGAUGUUCCCCUCCCGGUCUGUAGGGGCGCUGUAGCGCUGGGCGUUUUGUCUAAACCGUCAGCCAUCUGCCGCAGUCAGUUAGAUCCAAGGGAAUGGAAAAUGGAGGACUGACUGAAGAGAAAACGAGGGCACGGCAUUUGUAAAAUGUAGGCUUUGGAGAAGAAGAUUGUAAGCAUGAAGAAGAGUUCAAAACUGAGAGGCAAAAUGUGGCAACCCAUUUGCUAGAGAAGCCAGAUACAUAUUUGAAGCCCAAAAGCGUUGAGAAGAGAGCUCUGGGAUUUUGUCAGUCAACUGUUGCAACAAGAAAUGCCAGGCGAGACUGUGACUGACAGCCCUGAAACCCGCUGUCCAGUACGGCGAAGUGGCAGACAGCCUAAGCGUACUGACAAGCUGGAAGAAUUUCUCUCAACUGCCAAAAGAGGAUUAAGAAAGAGCGCUCCCCCAAGUGGGGAUAGUGGAGAUCCUCCUUCUCAAACUCCAACUGAUGCAGAGACUGCUUCAGAAGCCAGCUUUGAUGGCAGUGUUGACUUCAAGGCUUCAGAGGACAAAACUGAUUCCCCAGAGAGGAAGACGAGAAGCGCUACAAAGAAACAGACUCAGAAGACGCCACAGAGAGGAAUGCAGACCAGACGGAGUGGCAGAGUAGCAGCCAAGGAUGAGGGAAGCUCUGAGAAUGAGGAGGAUAAUAAAGAUGAAAUCAAAAAGGAUCCAGAUCAGGGGACAGGAAACAAAGACAAAAACAGUGACCCUGAUGUUGUAGAGAGCAAUGAUACAACACCGCCUCAGCAGGAGCAAGACUCUAAGAAUGAGGAGAAAACAGAAUCUGAGGUGAAAAAUGAAAACGCUGAAGACUCCGAGGACAAGCCUCCAGCUUUAACGGAAAGAAGUGGACCGUUAAGAACAUAUGUCAAUAAAAAGAGGGCAGCAAAAAAGAACAGUACACCUGUCAGAGUUGUUGUGAACAAAAACACUGCUCCUACUAAGCCUAAAACUUCUGUUAAGACAAGCAAGCCCCAAAUGGAUGAGGAGGAGGAUGACGAUUCGUCUUCAUCUUCGUCUUUAGAUGAAUCUGAUGGAGGCUAUGACCCCAAUGCGUUAUACUGCAUCUGUCGUCAGAAACACAACAAACGAUUUAUGAUUUGCUGUGACCGCUGUGAAGAAUGGUUCCAUGGGGACUGUGUCGGAAUCACUGAGGUCCGUGGACGCCUGUUGGAAAGAAAUGGUGAAGACUACAUCUGUCCCAACUGCACUGCCAAGAAAAACCAAGUGGUCAGACCUGCCACGUCCCUCCUGUCUACAAGUGCAGAUUCAGCCAGGUCCACUGUUUCUGCAGGUGGCUCUUCUGCCACUGCUCCCUCCUCUGGUUCUUCUGAAAAAUCUGCUGUCAGUGGAGCAAACAUUCAGGCUGUAGCACCACCAUCUUCCACAGUAAGUGGGGCAGAGGAGAAAGCAUCGGAGGACCUGGGCAUCAAAGGUCGGAUAGAGAAGGCUACAAAUCCAACUGGAAAAAAGAAGAUAAAGAUUUUUCAGCCGGGGGUUCAGCUGGCAGUUCAACCGAAGGCAGCGCAGAAGGCUUCACGAAUUACGGAAACCAAGGCUUCCCCAUCGGUUGAACAGAAAGCAUCAGCCGACACCGAGCAGAAGGUCGCCUCUGUUGUGGAAGUGAAGACGUCACCAGAAGUGGAAGUGGUGGAGGACAAGUCCGGGCAGAAGGCCGAGGAUGACUCUUUCUCUCCAAAGUGCAUUGGACCUGGUUGUGCUAAGAAUGCUCAGCCAGAUUCUGUGUACUGCGGCCACGACUGCAUUCUGCGACAUGCCGCCGCCGCCAUGAAGUCCAUCAGUGAUGUCAAAGAGCCCAAGGACAAGGCUCCCAUAAGCAAGUCCACAGCAAAGGUGAGCAGUGCAGCUGGAAAGAGGACACAGAAGAGAACGCAGGAGGAGUCGGACAGCGAGGAAUCCCUGGGCCCGGGUCCUGAUGAAGACGAUGAGGACGAGCAUGCGGAGGAGCAUCCGCCGUCUCCAGCCACUGCUUCCUGGUCCAGCGACCAUAAUUACAUUGCCGUAACACCAGAAAAGACUACACCCAUAUCACCAACAGUGUUAAACAAAAAGUCUCCUCCCAAAGAAGAGAAGCAGGCUGUGAAGGAACCAGCUCCAUCUCCUGAGAAGUCCAGCUCCACAUCGACGACACAAAGCAAAGCCAAAGCAAAAAACAAGUCACCCCCAAGCAAAGCUGCAAAAGGUUCAUCCAAAGGGAAGAAAUCUUCAAAUCCACCCGCUGACUCAAAGACAUCUAAAAAACCUUCAGCUCCGCCGACCAAAAAUUCAUCACAGUCCAAGAAACUGAGCUCACCGUCCACCCCUGCUCCAUCCCCCUUUCCUCCAGGCCCCAUCCACGCCACAGGUGCUCUACGAGUCACCAAGUCCAACUUCACCAUCCCCAAGAAGCAGCCCCAAAAGGAGGCCAAGUCCCAAAGCCCAUCUCCUUCUUCGAGAACUUCAUCGGCUUCAGCAUCUUCCACUCCCCCCAGCCAGUCUUCAUCUUCCAGGUCUACACAUCCGCCCGCCCCAAUGUCCCCCAUGAGACCUCCACCCAACACCCAGAUGAGACAGAACAUCCGCCGCUCUCUGACAGACAUCCUCUUCAAGAGAGUGAGUGACAGUGAUGAUCUGAAAAUGACUGAGAACGAGGUGGGAAGGCUGGCGUUUGCCAUCGAGAAGGAGAUGUUUAACCUGUGUCUGAGCACAGACAGCAAGUACAAGAACAAGUACAGGACCCUGAUGUUACACCUGAAGGAUCCGAAAAACAAAGGCUUGUUCUACAAGGUGAUGGGAGGUGAUGUCACGCCCUUCAGGCUGGUGCGACUCGGCGCUGAGGAACUGGUUUCCAGAGAGAUGUCGGAGUGGAGGAGGCGUGAUGCUCCUGAGUCUCAGGCACACAGUGCGAGGGCUCAGUUGGGUCAGAACUGGCAGGGAAACAGGCAUGAACCUGGCUCCCACAGCACAGAUAUGGAGGAUGCGCCACCAACAUCUGAUGCGGAUGUAUGUAUUUCUGCCAACACUUCAGCUUCUCGCACGGGUUCUGCUGCAGAGCAAGAUGAGUCUGCCUUGGCUCCUGCUCAGUCUUCUGCCGUUGACAGCAGCAGUGACAGCAGCAAUGUGGCGGAUGUUUUCAGCAGCAUGCUCAAAGACACCACAUCUGAACACAGGACUCAUCUGUUUGACCUCAACUGUAAAAUAUGCACAGGACUGAAAGCGGAGGACGAACCUGCUGCUAAAAAAGCCAAACUCACCAGGAAGCCUGACACGAAGCCCCCCAGGCCAGACUCACUUUCUUCCCGGCCAGCAGACGCCUCUCCUGUCACUCAAACGCAAAGCUCCACAGCGUAUCAGCACCAGGGUUCUUCUGCUUUUCCAUCCCAUCAGCCCAGCUUGGAGCCAGACGUUUCAGAACCCCAACCUUCAGUCUAUCAGGAGGGCCCCAGCAUUAUGGCCCCUCCAGUUCAGGCCCCUCUAACUGUGGCCCCUGCUGUGUCCUCUGUCAGCAUCAGCCGCAGAGACCCUCGUGUAGCCAGGCACGCCUCUGUGCUAAAUGUUUCCCUAACUGCCCCAGAGAAACCCAACAUCAACGCAGCCGAGCCUCUUCCAGCUCCUGUGGUUACUCUGAUGGAGCCCGGAGUGAAAUCGCUGCUGCCCAUGCCUCCGGCUCCACUCCCUCCACCCGCUCCACCCGCUUUAGUGACUGUGCCCAAGCCUUCUAAAACAAGUACCACUGAGCCCCCACCAGAGGGAGAAACUGCUAUCUUCCUGCAUGGACAAGAAAAGCUGUGGAAAGGUUUUAUCAACAUGCAGUCAGUAGCCAAGUUUGUGACCAAGGCGUACCUGGUCUCUGGAUCAUGUGAACAUCUGAAAGAGGAUUUGCCAGACACCAUACAUGUUGGAGGCCGGAUACCCCCCGGCACUGUGUGGGACUAUGUUGGGAAGUUGAAAACCUCCCUCUCCAAGGAGCUGUGUCUGAUACGUUUCCACCCAGCCACAGAGGAAGAGGAGGUUGCAUACGUCUCUCUGUUCUCAUACUUCAGCAGCAGAAAAAGAUUUGGUGUGGUGGCAAACAACAGGGGCCGCAUCAAAGACCUUUAUCUGAUCCCGCUCGGCUCAAACGACCCACUACCCUCCAAACUGUUACCGUUUGAUGGGCCAGGACUUGAACCUGCUCGUCCUAACCUCCUGCUGGGGCUGCUAAUCUGCCAGAAGGACAGAAAGCGAGCUGGUGCUCAGCUCGAGUCCGAAGAUAAACGGUCCAAGAUUCAAACCAAAGAACUCGAUGAAACCGGCCCACCCAAGCUGCCUGCCGCACUCAGAGCUGAAAGGAGCACACGGCAGAGUCUGGAAACUUCCUUUGGUACCACUCCUCCAGGGUCACCUCCAUCUAACGCCUCCGAGACCCCCAGCAGCACUGCAUCCACGGUUCUUCCCUUCCCACUGCCUGUCAAAGCUCCAGCACCUACCACCACCGCUGGUCCAGUGCCCUCAUCUAGCUCUGCUGCUACCUCUGCAGCGGUCACCAAUCCUCUUCAGACCCUCCUCAAUACUCUUUUCAGGAAGAAGAAACUUGACUCUGAUGCCUCCAACUCUCCGUUGGAUCAAGCUGCUGAACUCCCCCCAAGUACGACAAUGUCAGAUCCUAUUGUGCAGCAGUUUUCACAGAAUCCCAAAGAGAAACUGCUAGAAUUAGAUGAGGAUGACCGCCCGUAUGACCCAGAGGAAGAGUACAACCCCAGUAUGGGCUAUGAGGUACCAAAGAAGCCCGCUGAGUUGGUGAAAUUGGAGGUUUCAAAGGAGGUGGAAGCAAAUGAACCAGAUGAUGUGGCUUAUGAUCCAGAGGAUGACUCUAUUUUUGAUGAAGUGAAAACAUUGGUACCAGGUCAAGCUCAUUCUGCUGCUCAGUGUGUAACAGAUCCACAAAAGAUCAUUGAGAACCUGAAAAGGAUUGGUGAUCAAGCAUUGCUGAAAUCUGAACAGAAAGCAUCAUCCACCACAGCCCUCAGUGCUCCAGUCACACUGGUAACCCCACCUCCAGAAUUGAUUUUGGCCAGUAGUCAGCUGCUUCAGCUAGGCAAGAAAGUUGAAGAACUAGUGAAGUCUUCCUCUGUGGCCCCUUUGAUCAACCAGAAGAGAGAUCCCAGGCAGGGCAGGGAUCCUCGCCUCGCUACAGAUGACGAUGUUUUAGAUCAAUCUGAAGAAAAAGAAGAUGAGGCUGCUCUGUUGACUGAAUCGAUUCCUCCUUCAAAGCCUUUGGUGCAGGAGCUGCAGGAGCCGCAGCAGCUCGCAGCUGAAGCUGCAGAUUCCUCCCAAAGCCAGGCGGUGGCCCUGCUGCAAGAAGAGAAAGGUGACCCAAUGCCAUUCAUGCCAUCCAGUAAAGAAGAAGUGACCAUUCCUUUAUUGGGUGAGAAGAUAGACCCUGAUGUAGAGGUCAACUACAUGGGGGAUGAAGAAAUGAAGUCUGAGGAAGAGCACACAAGCAGUGCAGAACUAGAGGUAGACAAGUACAGUCUUUGGCCCAAUGCUGCCAGUAUCCUGAAAUCUGGGGAGGACGACCAACACAGCAGAGACAGUUUUCACAAAGAGUUUGCAGAAAGGUCUAUUGUAACCUCCACCAUCCCUGUUCUUACUCAGAGCACAUUAAUGGCUGACAGCCAUCCACGUCACAUGACGCAUCGCACGCCAAGCUUUGAUGACGAGUACAGACCUGAAGCAGAGAUUCCCCCCCAGUCCAACUUCCCUGCUUCCCAUUCCAUGCAGGGGCAGAACCUGAUAAUGAGGCCCCCACAUAUGUCUGUGAUACCAUCCAUGCAGGCUCCUUCUCCAAUGCCAGGACACCCCCCCAUGCAUGCCCCCCCUCUGCACCUACACGGCCCCCCUUCUGUACGCAGUCCUUCCACAAUGCAAGGGGAAAGCAAUCAACAGUACGGCCCACGUCCAUCUUCUUACCCUCCUUACCAGAACCAGUGGCCCACACAGCUACCUCCUGGACUCCCACCACAGAACAUCCUUCCCCUCAGAGGGCCACCCCCACCAUUCCCUACAGUUACACAGAGAGGUCCCCUACCACAAAUGUUUGAACCCUCUGUCAACGCUCCACACAUUGGACAACAGGGCCCCCCUCCAAGCUUGCACCCACGUCCUACUUUUGACAGUCAGAGCAACAUACCAACUUCUAGAUUCUCUGGUCCUCCACCUCCUUUUAACUUUCCCGUAAACAGGGCUCCGCCUCCACCUUUCCAAGUCCCACCACCUGUUCACUUUGAAAACAGGCUCCCUCCUCCAAACCUCUUCCCAGGCUCCAGGGGUCCCCCACCCUCUCAGUAUGCUGACCAGCAGUAUAACAAAGACCUGUCUAACAACUCAUUCAAUACCAACGUGGACCCAAAUCAAAAUGCACUCCGUUCAUUUAGUGACACUCAGGGUCCCCGUUACCGAGGACCCCCACCAAACCAGUUUGAGGAGAGAAGAGGCCCCUCUUUGAGCGGGAACCCAAGCGGGCAACAAUUCCCUUCACAAAACCCAUUUGGAAACUCCAGGUCCAUGUCACCACCCCACCUGGGGUCAUUUGAAGAGCACAGAGGGCCACCAACUCGAGAGCCUAGACCCCACCUUUCUCAGCCUUUUGGUGGAUCAGAGCGAUACCAUUUCAAUUGGCAGGAUGACGACCACAGACCCGUUCGCCACAGUGCACCACUGUUGCCUCCCCCAAUGGAUGGCCCCCUUGGUCGUUCACGCCACGGAGUCCACAGCCCAGAACACCACAGGGAAGACCUUUGGAGUCGCCAUUCCCCUGAAGUGAGGAGGAGGAGGAGCAUUUCUCGUGAAGACUCAAAGCCUCAGGGGGGUGAACGCUUUAGUCGCUUUGAAGAAGAACUUGGUCCUGGCUCUGAAGACAGACAGCAAGAGCUGUCUGAGGACCGACGGCGAGACAGAGAGAAAGAAGGUCUUCACAGCAGUAGGUUGCCAUGGGACCGGGGACAGGAAAAGCGUUGGAGCCGAGAGCGAGAAUGGGACCGAGGAAGAGAAAGAGAGCGGGACCACGAACGCGGCAGAGAAAGCGACCGCAGCAGAGGGAGGGACGAAGAGGAAGAACGGCCCAAGGAUCAGGAGUCAGAAAAGAGAAGAGACCGGGAAAGAGAGAGGGAAAGAACUCGGGAUUCUGACCGGAGAGAUUCUGACCGGGAUAGGGCAAGGAACCGAGACCUGGAACGAGACAGAAGACGAGAGAGGUCGAGAAGUCGAGAUCGGGACAGGGAUCGUGGGAGAGACCGUGGAAAAGACAGAGACAGAGAUAGAGACCGAGACAGGGACAAGGACAGAGAUCGGGACAAGGAGAAGGACAAGGAUAAAGACCGGGACAAAGACAGAGACCGUGAUAAAGAAAAGGACAGGGAUAGAGACCGAGACAAAGACAGAGACCGGGAUAAGGACCGGGACAGAGACCGAGACAAAGAAAGAGACCGCGACCGGGAGAAAGACAGAGAUAGGGAUAAGGACCGAGACCGGGAGAAAGACAGAGACAAGGAUAAGGACCGAGACCGGGAAAAAGACAGAGACAAGGAUAAGGACCGAGACCGGGAAAAAGACAGAGACAGGGAUAAGGACCGAGACCGGGAAAAAGACAGAGACAGGGAUAAGGACAGAGACCGGGAAAAAGACAGAGACAGGGAUAAGGACCGAGACCGGGAAAAAGACAGAGACAGGGAUAAGGACAGAGACCGGGAAAAAGACAGAGACAGGGAUAGAGAUAGAGACAAGGACAGAGACCGGGACAGGGAUAGGGACAAAACACGAGACAGAGACCGGCAUGAGGGGAGCAAAAGCAGAGAAAAGAAGGAAGAGAAAAAGGACAGCAAAGGUCCAAAGGAAAGAACAAAAUCUGCAGAAAAUGAAAAGAACACUUCUUAGUCUUUGUGUUUUUGACCUUUAGUCCCAGUCUUCACUCACAACUGUAACCAGUCAGACUAAUCUGUAGAUGUAGAUGAGCAGUGUUUCUUUACAUUUCCACAGACAUGUUCUGUUAGCGAACAAAAAAACGAUUUGUAUUCUUUGUCACUUGAAAGUUUCUACCUUUGUUUUAUCUUAAAAAGCAAAAAAAACAAAACAACCUUAAGUUACUUGUCUGCGACAUGUAGAGUAGGUUGAGUCCUAUUAAGUGUACCUUCUUGAUUCUUUUUUUUUUUUUAAGAAAAUGAUAAUGCAACCGAUUAACACACCAUUUACAAAAUGUAAAUAUGAACAUAUUUGUGUACAUACUGAUGUUUUUAAAUUGUACUUUUCUAAGUUGACAAAAUAAAAGCCAUAUAUAGAAGACAGAAAAUGUGAAGGCAACACUGUUGAGUCCGUGUUCUACUACAGCUUUGUACUUAAGAGCUUUUACUGUCUACAGUGUACAACCCUGAAAUAUUAGAUGUUGAUUAAAAUGUGCAGAUUUUCUUUCAGUUCAUGCAAUAAAACAGUUUGGAAAAAUGAG